Molecule: messenger RNA, 936 nt
Organism: Neohortaea acidophila
Lineage: Eukaryota; Fungi; Ascomycota; Dothideomycetes; Mycosphaerellales; Teratosphaeriaceae
Product: retinol dehydrogenase 14
Exons: 2
Coding region: 1-936 (311 amino acids)
Source: RefSeq, a predicted model, not a curated record
AUGGCGUCCCGUACAUUCCAACCAAACAAAGAGAUUCCCGACCUGUCCGGCAAGGUCAUCUUCAUCACGGGAGGUACCGCUGGACUCGGCGCAGGCUCCAUCGCCGAACUUGCCAAACAUGACCCCGCACAUAUCAUCUUCAGUGGACGAAACGAACGCAGUGCCGAUGCGCUCAAGACCAAGGUCGCCAAAACGUCGCCAAAUGUCAAGCUUAGCUUCCUCAAAUGCGACAUCUCUUCACUGUCUUCCGUGCAAGCCUGCGCAAACGAGCUGAAAGCGGCCACGGAUCGACUCGACAUUCUCAUGCUCAACGCAGGCAUCAUGGCCGUCGACGCCGCCACAUCCCCCGACGGCUACGAGAUCCAAUGGGCCACCAACCAAAUGGGCCACUCCCUCCUCGUCAAGCUCUUGUUGCCCCUCCUCCAACAAACAGCUCAGCUCCCCGGCGCGGACGUGCGCGUCGUCAACAUGACGUCGAUAGCAUACAAACAGGCUCCCAAACAAGGCAUGGACUUCAACACGCUGCGAUCCAAGCAAGAAAACCUCGGCAGCAUGAUGGUCCCCGGCCGAUGGGAGCGUUACGGGCAAAGCAAGCUCGCGCAACUGCUCUACACCGAGCAGCUCGCCGAGCGAUACCCGGAAGUUACGUUCGUCUCGGUGCACCCCGGUUACAUCAUGACCGGGCUGUUCGGGAAUGUGUCGUUGAUGACGAAAUUGCCGGCGCUUGUCAUGAGCGUGGGCAAGAGGACGCCGGUGGAGCAGGGCCAUUUCAAUCAGUGCUGGGCGGCGACGUGUGAUAAGAAGCUAUUGAAGAAUGGAGAGUAUUAUGAGCCGAUUGGGGAGAAGGGCCCGCGGGCGACGAGGCAGUCGAAGGAUCGAAAGCUGGGGGAGCGUUUGUGGCAGUGGACGCAGACGGAGUUGGAAGCAUACCAAUGA